Botrytis cinerea B05.10 is the source of this 1521-nucleotide messenger RNA. RefSeq lists its product as hypothetical. The transcript has 2 exons. The record is from RefSeq and is a predicted model, not a curated record. Lineage: Eukaryota; Fungi; Ascomycota; Leotiomycetes; Helotiales; Sclerotiniaceae. Bases 313 to 1431 code for a protein of 372 amino acids.
GCUCACUUGCUAACCGGUUCUAACCUUUCUCAUCGGAAUUUUUGUCCCGAACAUUCGAGUCUCAAUCUUUCUUUGCUCGACUUGAGAAAAACAUCGAGGGUUCUCGCUAUACAAAUUCCUUCUUGACCGCCGAAGAGCUAGUUUCUCCCGAAGAUGCUGUAGCUACUAGAAUAUUCUUCCACAAUUACCUGCACAGCUCCAACCCUACAUAAAUAUACACUUUCCCGCCUUCCGGCAACAUCAACAAUUAUCUUCAUCUCUCUGCGAAAUAAAACAACCACAAAUUUGAGAAAUCCAAACCAACAAACAGUCAUGGACGACCUCCGCCACCCUCCAAACGAAGUCCCACAAUCUCUCUACAUCGUCCACGAUCCUUCUAAUGACCAGAUCCCAGGAGGAAAGGCUCCCGCAUCGCGGGAGUCCUACACUCCGUGGAGCAUUGGUUUCCGGCCUUACGAUAUCCUAAGUCUCAGCCGCAGAACUGCGAGCAGCUAUCUCCCUCUUCACUACGGUGCCGCGAACGGACCUCGAAGAAAUCCUCCCAGCAUUUACGUCACUGCGACUGAUGACAUUGAGACUGCAAAAAACGAGGUCCUUAAAAGCGAGGAUGAGUUGGUGAUGUACAUAUUAGAUGGCAGAUGUGAGGAUAUGAGAAGAUGUGCUAUUUUCAAAGCGUCGGACUGGAUGCGCGCACUGAAUAUGUGGGAUGGCGACGAGAAUGAAGACGUAGAUGACAGAGACGCUCGACAGAAAAGAGUGGGCUCCGAGUGGUUGAUUUGGCCAAGUGUACCGAAAGAGGCUGUCAUUCAUAUGUCGACAAAAGAUGAUAUCCUCGAGGAGAAUAAAGAAGAAGCCGAAGAAGGAAACGCUUCGAUUCUAAAUCGUGCGGCUGGCCAGAAACAUCAAAACGCAUUUGCAAGCCCGAGUAAGAAUCCAAAUCCAGUCGUCGACAAGGGCAAAGCAAAAGCUCCACCGAAUUUGCGUAUUCAGAAAGGACUUGUGCGUAACGAUGUCGACGCACACCGCAGACCUCUAUACAUGGUUGAGUUUUCCGACAAUCACGAGUUUGCAUUCUCGACCAUCUACGUCAUCGAAGAACAAGAAGCUAGUUCACGGUGUCUUAUCCAUUGGGGUCCUGGUAUAGAACCCAGCUGGGUCAGCAUCGAAAACGUCGAUGCGAGGGCUGUGAAGGACUACCGACAACGCAACACCAAGGGCCGAGAAAAAGAUAAGCCAAAGAGGGAACACGAAAUUCUCUUUGAAGAUCAACAAUCCAAGGAGACUAAAUUGGAUAGCAAGUUCUUAGUCAAAUGGGCUGAUUCCGAGGUCUUGACCUGGGAAACUUAUGAUAGUAGUCCUGGUGUUACGAGACAUGCUGUCAAUGUAUUUCGAGCGAAGAGGGACAAAUGGCAGAGAUAUCAAUAUAUGUGAAGAUUAGCAAUGAAGGGGUUACGGCAGACACUCGCGGAGUCUUGAAGGUAAAUGUGCGGAGACUUUCCAAAAUUUUAAUGUGUUCCGGCA